Metopolophium dirhodum (rose-grain aphid) is the source of this 2614-nucleotide messenger RNA. Its product is annotated as thiamine transporter 2-like. The record is from RefSeq and is a predicted model, not a curated record. Gene Ontology annotation, cellular component: plasma membrane. Gene Ontology annotation, biological process: transmembrane transport; vitamin transport. Gene Ontology annotation, molecular function: vitamin transmembrane transporter activity. The coding region runs from base 498 to 1883 and encodes 461 amino acids. The transcript is spliced from 10 exons. Lineage: Eukaryota; Metazoa; Arthropoda; Insecta; Hemiptera; Aphididae.
UUUGGACUAGUCGACUCGGUAACUUCUCCCGUGUUUGGUUAGCGCGUGUUCGAGGUAAUUCCGGAUCACGUGAUUUUGUUUUUGUAUUAUACUUUUCGUCUUCUUGUUUGUGUAACGAAACUAUAAUAUAUUACUAUUGUUUUCGAUUAAUAAAUUGCACAUUGAUAUCCGAUAGGUGUACUAAAACUUAUAAUAUUAUAUAAUCUGACAGGCAGUCAGGACUUAGGGUGGAUUAACAUGUCUUACUCGAACAGACUUUGAGUGUAUAUAUAACAAAACUAAUAGACAAACAUCGGAGCAGUUGUGAUUGAUGGAAUCAUAAAACAAUAAGUGAGUGCACGUACCAACCGAUAUAAGAAAUAUAUUAGAAAAUAAUUAGAUAUUGUAAUUGCCGGUUGUGAUGUUCGUCUAAAGUUGUUGCUUUUAUCGCGAUUAUCGAUAACAUUUAAAACGGUUUGAUAGUUACUAUAGGUAGGUGUUUUAGAAAUAGAAUAAAAAUGGACAAUUGGAAGAAAAUAUCGUUUUUGGUCGGUGUGUUUGCAUUCAUAAGAGAAUUUCGACCCAUCGAACCAUUUUAUGCUGCGUACAUGACUAGUCCUUACAUUAAUUGUACUGUGGAACAGGUACCAACAGAGCUCUAUGCUGUGGGAUCAUAUUCUAUGUUUGUGUUGAUUAUUAUCGUAUUUUUGGUCACGGAUUAUGUCAGAUACAAACCUGUACUAAUCGUCGAUGGAAUUGGCGGAGUACUUCAUUAUAUUGCCAUAACAAAUCGUCCUUCAAAACUCAGAAUACAGUUUGGACAGGCGUUCUAUGGCUUCUUUUUUUCCGCUGAAGUUGCUUUAUUUGGAUACUUAUAUGCAAUGGUGGAAGAAAAAGAAUUUUAUCAAAAAAUAACUGGUCACGCGAGAGCUGCAACAUUGACGGGAAAAUUCUUUUCGUCAUGUUUGUCCCAAAUUCUAGCCACCACUUAUGGAACUCCUCCGUUCAACGCUCUCGUGUAUAUGUCUAUUUUCGGUAUGUCAUCUACGACCCUAUGGGCUAUUUUCUUACCACCAGUUAAGCAUAGUCUUUAUUUCCCCAAUAAGAAAAAAAUCGAAGAAACAUCGAUGGGACAAUCCACCGUCACCAUAUAUAACCCACAAAAGUAUAAAGAUUCUCAGCUGAGCAUUGAAGCAGCUCCCAAUCAGGAGAAAAUCGACAAUCCCGAAAAUAACAGCGUCGUGGAACCAGUAGACAGUGUGAUCAGUAUGCUGUACAAAGAUUUUAAACAAUCGUAUUCCGACCCAUACGUUCGUAAGCUCUGUUUUUGGUGGGCAGUGGCGAUGGGUGGUUAUUUACAGGUGUACGCGUACAUAAAUGUGCUCUACUCGUACGUAUUGAAAGAAAACGAAGACACGGAGUUUACGCUGUAUAACGGCGCGGCAGAAUCUCUCAACACGCUCAUUGGUGCCUUUUCCGCGUUCGCUAUAAGCAAGGUAAAUUGGAAUUGGUAUUCUGUUGGCGACAUUUUCUUCGCCAUUGGAUCUAUUAUCGCCGCCAGCGUGUUAUUGUGCUGCGUUUACUGCCGAAACUUGUGGUACAUCUACGCAUUCUACAUCAUCUACGGAAUGAUGUAUCAGACUAUGUUGACUAUUGCCGAGUCCGAAGUCGCCAAACGAUUAAAUAAAAAAUGUUACGGAUUGAUUUUUGGAUUUAAUACAUUUAUCGCUGUAUGCAUUAAUACCAUUAUUAUAUAUGGAGUAAUUCAAGGCCAUUUUAUUAAGAUCAACAUAGCACAACAAUUUUUGAUAUACACCGUGUUGUACGCAUUACUAGCGUUAUUCUUUUUCGGCUCUUCUGUUUUGAAAAUGUUCAAAGAUGAAGGUAUCGUAGAAUACAACUGAAGCCUGAACGUGUCCGUCCUAUUAAUGAACUAGAUAUAUUUUUCUCUAGAACAAAAGUAAUUUUGUGAACAAAUGGACUUAAUACGAAUAUGAUGUAUACAAGUAUAACUUAAGUAUUUUAAGAAGACAAUGUAUGGUGUAUGUUGUAUGUGUUAUUAAGUAUAUUCACUAGAUAUUAUAUAAUAUUUAUAUUCUUAUUCAUGAACAGUUGUAAAUUAUUUAUUCAAAUUAUACAGGAUUGUCCACCAAAAUUGCCAUCUUCCAUUUUUGUCUUUAAUUGGUAUUUAAUUUAUUCAAAUUUUGAUUUUUAGAAUGUUCAAGUUUAAUUAAGGUCUAUAUUUUAAAAUACAGGAAAAUACAUACUUUUUACGAAUAAGAACUUCCGUUUUACUUGUUAGUUGUUAAGGAAAUUAUUCUUUUUAAAUGUCGAUGUAAAUAUAAGCAAGAUAUGUGAUAUAUGAUUGUUAAUAUAUGGGACCUAUGAUGAUUAAAAAUUAUAAUAAUCAAUAUUAAUUUAUUGCAAAUUUAUAAUUGUUCAAAUUUUAAUUUAGAUGAUUCAAAAUAUUCAAGAAGUUUGUGUCGUUAUAUGAUAUAUAAAAUCUAUGUGGGUACUUAAAAAUAGUAUCUAUAAGAAUGCUUAUGAAUUUAAAAAAAUCAUAAAAAAAGGAAUUAUGCUUGAUAAAUUACUCUGUAUAUUAACUAAAAACAUCAUUAUGUGUAUACCAAUUAUU